This is a messenger RNA of Vollenhovia emeryi, 1074 nucleotides long. RefSeq lists its product as uncharacterized. The transcript is spliced from 2 exons. NCBI's taxonomy places the organism in Eukaryota, Metazoa, Arthropoda, Insecta, Hymenoptera, Formicidae. The record is from RefSeq and is a predicted model, not a curated record. The coding region runs from base 662 to 1051 and encodes 129 amino acids.
CGGCUUCUUUUUGCUCGCUCGGCGAGGGCGCAGGGCAUCGAUUCUCGCGCCCUCUCGACCGGUAAAUCGCGAUUUUCUAACCCUAUUCUCCUAUACAUGACAGAUACGAUUAUGAAAGAACGGUGAUACCCAAUGAGCAUUUUCGCUUUGCGUUUCAAGUGUCAGUAAAUUAUUACGAAUGAUAUAAUUUGCAGUCGACAAUUUGAAUUGUUAUCAUCCCCAUUUUUUUUAACAAAACAGCGUUAAAAUUUACCCGAGACUGUAGUCUUGUAUGAGAUAUAAAUAAUUUAGUAUAAAUCCAAAUAAAGUGGCUACACACGUUCUAUUGGAUUGUCCUAUAAGUUUCUUCCGUUUUGUUUCUCUAAAAUUGUUUACUACAAAAUUUCCAAAACGGUAAAGUUUUAUUGCAAUGUGUCCAACUCUGUAAAAAAAUCUUUUAACCCUUUGAGAGCCUCGCCUUAUUUCCAUUUCCAUUCUUAAUUUGCCAGCAAAUUACCCAUCGAGGUGAUUUUUAUAUCAUUCAUUUUUCUUACGAACUUUUGUCUGACGGAAAAAAAUUUUUAGGUGCAUGGUCCAAAGACGGAGGAUGAAGCAGAAAAUCUCAAUGAAACGCAAAGAGUUUACUCCUAACGGCCAAGGAUGCAUGUAGUCUGGCGUUGUCAUGAUGGAAAAUGACAUCUCGUCUGUUUUGUCAAUUUUGGACGCUUCCUGGCGAUGUUUCCUAUACUCUCCGUUCGAUUACUAUUUGUUCCUUUCACAAAAAAAAAUUUCCUUCGUCAAAAUGAAUAAUAUCAAAAAUCACCUCGAAGGAAGAAGAAAGGCAUUGCGAGGCUUCCGUAGAGAUGGGAGAAGGUUAUUGAACGGAGUAGGGCAUGUAUAUUGCAAUAAAACUUUGCCGUUUUGGAAAUUGUUGAUGGACAUUCGAAGGAUUUGCCCGACGUUUUCGGAUCGACUUUGUUCUUCUGCAAAUUUUACCUGGAGAAAACGCAGCGAGAUUGUUACGCUACGCCCGCGAUCUUUCAACGAGUCCGUGCAUGUCGCGGUCGAGUAAUUUUCGAAAAAAAAAAUAUGUUA